Molecule: messenger RNA, 2459 nt
Organism: Camponotus floridanus (Florida carpenter ant)
Lineage: Eukaryota; Metazoa; Arthropoda; Insecta; Hymenoptera; Formicidae
Gene: abo
Product: DET1 homolog
Exons: 8
Coding region: 367-2037 (556 amino acids)
Biological process (GO): protein ubiquitination; positive regulation of proteasomal ubiquitin-dependent protein catabolic process
Cellular component (GO): nucleus; cullin-RING ubiquitin ligase complex
Molecular function (GO): ubiquitin-like ligase-substrate adaptor activity; ubiquitin protein ligase binding
Source: RefSeq, a predicted model, not a curated record
UUAUCAACCGGGGACUUCAAAGAAUGCACGUUGACCUGUCAUAAUCGCUGUCAUAACCUAUGCGUGUUCAAACUUUAAAAGUAAUAGGGUAUAAUAAAAUGUAUAAAUGUGCCGUAUAACUUAUUAGAAUUGGAUUUGGAUUUUGCUAGCAGAGGAGGAGAAACCAAAUAAAAUAAGAUUUUUAUAUAAGGGGUAAAGAGUAAGAUUUAUGGCGAAGACUGGCGAAGACGUUGCGAUUAGAUAACACUCGCCUGUAUUAAUUAAGGCAAUAUGCCUCGCACAAAAGUAGCAUGGCAAUAGCACAAUUUGACAGGAUGGGUGCCGUCCUUGUGCGUCCUGCAAAUCGCCCGACAAACUUAUAGCGGGAUGGCGAAGGUGAGGGAAAGCAGGGUUAGCUUGGUAACUGAUCCCUGCCCCAUCAAACCUCGUAAGAUCGGCCCGCAGAACGUGGUGAUUCGUCUGAGACAGAGGGAGACGAUAGGCUGCCCCUUUCCGGGCACGCAUGUACAUAGCGCGAGGCAGUUCUAUCAAAAUGUCUUUCCCAACUUUACCGUGAUGAACGUGGAGAAACCGCCGUGUUUCCUCCGUAAGUUCAGCCCGGACGGGAAGUACUUAGUGGCGUUUAGCGCGGAUCAAAUGUCUAUCGAGGUAUACCAAUAUUGCGGGGCCUCGGCUGCCGCGGACUUGUUGGCCGAUUGUGAAGGCGAAUAUAUCGGCAACAAGAACGACGACUGUAGCUUUCACAUACGAAAUAAUAUCUUCACACGAUUCUUCAAGGUAAAAUGGAUUAUAAAUGUAGUACAAAGCAACCAACAAUUGAACAGAGAAUGCAGUCUUUUCACAGACGACGCGCGGUAUGUGAUUGUGGGUUCAGCUGCUCAUAUCCCUGACGAAUUGAGACCACAUUUUUAUCAGAUUUACUCCAAUAACGAGGCGUUGACUCCGAAUCCUCGGUCUCCACUUGAAGAUUAUAGCUUGCACCUUGUCGAUUUACGUGGUGGAAAGUUAUGUGACACUAGACAUUUUCAAGUUGACAAAAUUUAUUUGUCGCAUAAUCAAGGUCUUUAUUUAUACAAAGAUAUAUUAGCAGUCUUAUCGGUGCAACAUCAAACUAUACAUAUCUUUCAAAUCCUGGAUGGCAUGUUUAUAAAUGUCAGGACGAUAGGAAGGUUUUGUAUGGAAGAUGAUGCAUAUUUAGUUACAAGCGCUUUUCCUGGAAUCAAUUGCAGACCAUUUAAAGACAUUGCGAUAAAUAGUCUUAAACAUAGGUUAUUAGUAUAUUUAUACAAACGAGCAAAAUAUAUCAGCAACGAAACAAAAGAUCCAUAUGAAUUGAGAAGAUUUUAUCAAUAUUUUGACCAGCUAAAUGCACUACGUAUGUGGAAAAUGCAAUUGUUGGAUACAAAUCAUAUCUUGGUAAGAUAUGCGAGCGAAGAAGUAGCGACUCUGCAAGCAAACGAACCAAAUGCACAGCCUGCGCUAUUGGUAGUUUAUGACAUGGUUACGGCAAAGAUUUUGGCGGCAUAUGACAAUGCAUCGACUCAACUAUUAACUCUAUUUGAAAAUUUUAGUGAUUUUUUCAGAAAUGCCAGGAUGAGCACGGAUUGCCAAUAUAUGUGUUCGCCAUCUAAUAAUAUAUAUGCCAGAUUGUUACAACAAAGGUUCAAACAAACGAUAAUAAGCGCUAGAUACGGUGGUAUUACCGAAGCCACGAAAAGGCUACUCGCUCAAUUGCCAAUAUGCGCUCAGUCUUACUCCAGUUCUCCGUAUCUCGAUUUGUCAUUAUUUUGCUACGAUGAUAAAUGGGUGUCUAUGAUGGAACGCCCUAAAGCAUGCGGAGAACAUCCAAUACGCUUCUAUGCCCGCGAUUCGGGUCUCUUAAAAUUUAGAAUGUAUGCCGGUAUGUUAGGACGUACAACACCAACGGCCGCAAGACGAUUGGUCGCAUUCACGUUCCAUCCGACAGAUCCGUUCGCAAUUUCAGUCCAACGUUCUAAUGCAGAUUAUAUCGUCAGUUUUCAUGUCAGGCAUAUUUGAAGCAUUUCUUUUCUUUGACAUGUGUACAUUUGGAUGUAAUGUCAAUAAGAUUUUUCAUUCAUAAUAUGAAAAGAAAGACAAGAAAAGAGAUUGUUGUUGCUAAAGUACAAAACAGAUCAUAUAUUUCAAAUAAAAAUAUUAUCACAACCAUGUGAUUAUCAGAGUCCGGAUCUUGGUGCCGUUUUCUCCACUCCAAGUACAUGCUGGCGGCCGAGCGCCGCGAAAAGCAAUACCGUCUAUGCCGGUCUAGUAAUGGUAGCAACCACACAGCAUGCAUGUCCAAAAGAUGUCCAGAAGGUAUCCAGAAGAUAUCUUUGGGCGAUUAGACAUCUUCAGGAUGUCUUGUUAAUGUCUUUUGAACACAAUAGAAGUCUUUUGAACAAAUAAGAUGCUAUAUGGAAAAGAGGGCACCGUCCCGUAGA